AUUCACCCCUUUGCUAUGCUGGAUAACAAAAUAAAAGAUGAAAUAGAAAGUAUUAUUAGGAAUAUUUAAUAAACACCUAUAAGAAUAGCAAACUUCUGGAUAGAACACGCGUACUGCUGUGUUGGGAUGAACGUUCACUCUUGUACCAUCAUUGUCAUUAGUAUGAAUUUGGAACGAAGUAAGCAUUUACAUUAUCUGAAUGCAUUAGGUCAGGGUCAAGAUGAAUUAGACUUUUGGUUGAAACAACAUUUACAUGUUAGUGCUAUUUACUGGAGCUGCAUGAGUUAUUGGACAUUAAACAGAAAAGAAGAAUUACAAAAAGAGCAAAUUAUUUCUUUCCUGUUGUCAUGUCUCACAGAGUCAGGAGGGUUCGCCUGCUAUCCUGGACAUGAUGAUCAUAUUACAAACACGGUUUAUGCAGUUCAGGUUUUAUUGAUGCUAGAUUCCUUGGACAGGAUCGAUCGAGAUAAAGUAGCUACUUAUGUUGUCAGCCUACAAAAUGAAGACGGGUCGAUGAAAGGUGACCGAUGGGGUGAAACAGAUGCUCGUUUUCUGUAUUCCGGAAUAAAUUGUUUGGCACUUCUUGGGCGAUUGGAUAUGUUAAACAAGUCAGCUGCAAUAGACUGGAUCCUUAAAUGUCGCAACUUUGAUGGCGGAUUUGGAUUAUGUCCUGGAGCUGAAACUCAUGCUGCUUAUGUUUUUACUUGUGUGGCAUCUCUUGCUAUAUUAAAACAGCUACAUCGAAUUGAUCAAGACUUGCUUGGCUGGUGGCUCAGUGAGCGACAAACGAAGAACGGCGGACUGAACGGUCGUCCUGAAAAACUACCAGAUAGUUGUUAUGGAUGGUGGGUAUUAUCCCCAUUAGCAAUCAUUGGAAAAUUAGAUUGGAUAGACAGGAAUGGUUUGAUCAACUUUACACUGAGUUCACAAGACCAAGAAACUGGUGGGUUUUCUGAUCGUCGAGAAGAUAUCCCGGAUGUUUAUCAUACAUGCUUCUCACUAACCGCUCUGUCCUUGCUACGAUACCCAGACUUGGAACCUGUGGAUGCACGAUUUUGUCUGCCACUAGCAGUUACGAAGAAGUAUAACCUCUAAUGAUAUAUUAUUGAUUAUUGAAAAAAAAAAAUAGAAUAUAUAUACAUAUGAAGCCAUGCCCUCAUUAUUCAAAAAUUGGCUUUCUUUCUUGUUUUUUCAUGUCUUCAAUCUUUCGUAACCGCUUCUCUGUCUUUGCUUUUCCAGAUCCCUUUCCGUGAAAUUGAUGUGAUAAUAAAUAUUUAUACGCUUCCUUUGGUCCAAGUUCAACUCCGAAUUCAUCAACGUAACGAAUGUUUACUUCAGGUUUAUAGUCUUGGAAUUGUUCCAUUUCAACCUUGGCAAUAAGACGAUCCCAUUUUUCAUUCUCACGUUUAGCAUAUUGUUCACGCUCUUUUUGGGUCAUAUGAUUCAGCUUCCCGCUACUACGAUCUUGUUCUUUUUGGUGCCUCCUCUGUUCUUCUAACUCGCGUCGUGCAUUCUGUUUCUUUGUGAACCACUUGUUGUAUUCUUCCUCACGACGCAUCUUUUCUUGGGCUUCCGCAGAAACCUUAACAACGCCUUUAUUUUUGAGGAUGCUCAAUACAGUGCCAACACCACCAGAAACGAGCGGUUCAUCCUCGAGGACGUCAGCAGUCUUUUGAGGUGGUUGGGAUCCAUUAUCUUCAACAACGGCAGCUUCUUCCUCAGGAACAUUAUUACUAAGUUCAAUAUUCGUUGGAACGGUAAUAGUAUACUUAUUUUCAUGAGCCUCUUCGCCUUGCUUCUCAUCAGGACUGAUAAAAGGCUCUUCGUUCUCUACUUGUUGAAGAGAAUCAACAAACGAUCGAGUGUCAUUAAUAAUCAUCCCUUUAGAAUUAGAUUCAUCUUCGUUUAUCUCUUCUUCUGUAUUUUUUUGGGUUUGAACAUGCUCGGCAAUUUGUUCAGGUCGUAAGGUCCUUGCUUUUUUUUGAGCAGCUCUUCUCUGUAAAGCCAAAACCUCUUGUAAAUCAUCAUCCUCAACAAUUGACUGGCUGUUCAAAC
Molecule: messenger RNA, 2055 nt
Organism: Schizosaccharomyces octosporus yFS286
Lineage: Eukaryota; Fungi; Ascomycota; Schizosaccharomycetes; Schizosaccharomycetales; Schizosaccharomycetaceae
Product: geranylgeranyltransferase II beta subunit Ptb1
Exons: 6
Coding region: 127-1095 (322 amino acids)
Biological process (GO): protein geranylgeranylation
Cellular component (GO): Rab-protein geranylgeranyltransferase complex
Molecular function (GO): Rab geranylgeranyltransferase activity
Source: RefSeq, a predicted model, not a curated record